AUGGCGAACAAGCCGAAGCAGAUCCGUUUCGAAGAGGAUGGGUUUGAGGAUUGGUCAGACUCACCGAGCUCGCCUUCCCGGUCACCAACGCCCAGUGUCAGCUCCUUCCAACGCGACUCCCGUCCAAAACGUGGUACAACGCGAAUUCCUUCACGGAUUGUUUCCAAGCGCGCAUUAAUACAUCUUGGAUACUCCUUUGCCGAAGAUGGAGACACCAUCAUUGUCCAACUGGCACUCGGACAGGACCACAUUGAGGAACUUCUCGAACUCAGCAAACGAAUUCGAAGUUCAGACCAAGGGACUUCGGACGUAGGCGAUAGCGGUGAGGCGGGCCCUCAGCAUGAAGAUGGAGGCUUUGACUGGAUCAACGUCAACGCACCUGACACUGAGACAUCACAAAUGAAUACGGGAGAAGUUGAAGAGUUCUUUGAGUAUGAGGACAAAGAGUCGACACUAGAAGACACGGAUUGGGAUUGGGAUGGUCUUGAAGGUCCAGUGAUCUACUCAGGGGUCCUGAAUCUGAACAGCACAAAAUCAUCUAUGGACAACGAUCUGAACUCUGCUGCCGGAAAGCUUUUGGCUUGGAACCAGGAAAAGUCUGACCUCAUUAAUGGAGCUAAGACGGAGCUCAAUACAGUACAUGCAGCAGAGUUCUAUAUGGAUCGAGCCGGCAACCAAAAGAUCACUCUUGCCUGCCCAGAAGAUUACGAGUUUGGGGCUACGGAUGAGUCUCUUGUUCGUUUAAGAUGGCUGUGA
Molecule: messenger RNA, 756 nt
Organism: Colletotrichum fioriniae
Lineage: Eukaryota; Fungi; Ascomycota; Sordariomycetes; Glomerellales; Glomerellaceae
Source: RefSeq, a predicted model, not a curated record